Molecule: messenger RNA, 780 nt
Organism: Amphimedon queenslandica
Lineage: Eukaryota; Metazoa; Porifera; Demospongiae; Haplosclerida; Niphatidae
Exons: 3
Coding region: 28-612 (194 amino acids)
Source: RefSeq, a predicted model, not a curated record
UGUCUAAAAGCCUGGACUAGCUUCACUAUGUCCUUUGUGAACAAGCCUGCUAAAAAGGAACAACAGUUUACAACUGAAGUGAACCUAAUCAGUUUCUUGCUGAGAGUUGAUGAUCAUGAGUCUCAGUCUACUCUUGUGGUUGAUACAGCUACAGUUUUUACAGCUACAGUUGAUGUACAGUCAAUUGUUGCUCAUUCUCCAUCACCCUAUUCUUCUACUUCCUCUACUAAUAGUCUAAUACUACUACUAGUACUAUUACCACUACAGAAGUCAGUGUUGGAGCUACACCACCCACUACUUUAUUACAAUAACCUUCGCUACCAAAAAAUUGUGCUAAAAAGGGUGCGUAAAAGAGGGUGUGGCCAAAAUCGCGGCGCGCUUCGCGCGCCCAACCCAUUUCCUGUGCCACACCCAUGCCCGACUAGUAGUCAAAUCCUGCAGCCGCCUAUGAGCAUAAUGAAGGUGGUACCACUGCUUCAGCUUACAUUCAUUCUUUACUUAUUAGAGACCAACAAUACAAAGAUGAAACACAAGAGCAGUCACACAAGCACUUGGAGGGGAAAUGGAAGCGGCUGCUAUUUUAGGGAAGCCAGAGGAAUUAGAGUGACAUGAAUAAAGCUAGCUGUGCCCCUUGGAAGGAUUUCUCUACUUAUGCAGCUGCUAAGUACGUCUGGUCUGAAGAUGAACUGAAUAGGAAACCAGAACACGUUUACAAAAUACUGAACAAAACAAUAUUUUCAUUAUUAGUUUAUAAUAACUUAGUGUGACUAGUAAGUUAAA